UGACAUAAUAUGAUUGAUAAUUGAUAUGUUUACAAGAUAUGUAUUCAGAAGUAUAAAUACUACAUUUCUCAGAUAAUUUAGGUAAAUUAAUAAUCAGUAGAAAUUAUAAAAGAAAUUUUAAAGUAUGGCAAAUACUGCAAAUGAAGUGAAAUUUAAUGAAUUCUAUACCGAGGUAAAAGAAAUAGAAAAAAGGGACUCUGUCUUAACUCCAAAACAGCAGAUUGAACGACUGUUAAGACCAGGUUCAACUUACAGAAAUUUAAAUCCUUUCGAUGUAUUGCAAGUAGAACCUGAUACCUCACUUGAAGAGAUAAAGAAAAAAUACAGACGGCUGUCUAUUCUAGUCCAUCCAGAUAAAAAUCAGGACGACCCAGAUCGAGCUCAGCAGGCGUUUGAGGCUGUGAAUAAAGCUUGGAAAACAUUGGAGAAUGAAGAAACAAGGAAAAAGUGUCUUGAUAUCAUUGAAGAAGCUGUUGGGCGCACAGAUUUGAUGCUUGCAGAGAAAAGGAAAAAAGCUAAAAAAGAGGGAAAAGAUGGCAUACCCGAAGAUGACCCCGCCAAAUAUAAACAUGCCAUUUAUGUCCUCACAAUGAAACUGUUUGCAGAUAUGGAACGCAAACGGAGGGAGUUGGCGGAGCGGGAUCAAGAGGAGAGGAAAAGGAAACGAGAGGCUGAAAUAGAGGAGGAGGAGAAGGUCAAGGCACAGAAAGAGUGGCAGAAGAACUUCGAGCUCUUUUUUUAUAUAUCCCACGGGUUUCUAGGAAUCUCGUCAAAACAGGGUAGAAAGUUGGCAGUCAUUUCAAGCCAAUACGAAGAGUAAAGGCAAGAAGUCCAAUAAGAAAAUCAAAAUGUUCAGGCCACCUAAGAACAAACCAGAGACAAGAUAGACCACGACAGCCCGUCCUGUUAUGUAUUGGAGUAUAGCAAUCUGUUUCUUGUGUAGGAAAUUGAUUUUAAUUUCUUUAUUAGAAGGACUAUAUAUUUGCUAUAUAUAUAGCAAUUAAAUAAGCAGAAUUGUUAUUUUUAGAUUACGUUAUGCAAUUUUUUUUUACUCUGUAGUUAUACAAUCAUUGUUCAUAUCUAUUACAAGAGUUCAAAUCUAGCAACAAAACUCUCCUGUGAAGUUAAUUAUCAGUGUACCUUUACCCCUAUUAUCCCUUAAUAAGGGGUAGGUUUUCAAGCAUUUUUUUGAAGUAAAAUGGACCUUCAUGAAGAGAAUAGGAAAAUUUCUUAAAUUGAUAUGAACAGAAAUGAGAAGUGGUUUUUUAACAUUAUUAUUUCUCUUUUUAUUCAUAAAAUUAUUUGGGCAGAAUAUUUUCGUAACUAAUGUAUAUAUUUUUCAAUUUUGUAGUUUUAAGUUGUUGUAAAGUGAGAAAUAAAACACUAGAAAACGUUGUGAUUAUUGGAAUUAAUAUUGUGUGAUUUUGAACUAAAAUCAGUAUCUAAGUUAUUUAUCAUAUACUUA
Messenger RNA from Anoplophora glabripennis (Asian longhorned beetle), 1465 nucleotides. RefSeq names its product dnaJ homolog subfamily C member 8-like. The transcript is spliced from 4 exons. The coding region runs from base 125 to 820 and encodes 231 amino acids. NCBI's taxonomy places the organism in Eukaryota, Metazoa, Arthropoda, Insecta, Coleoptera, Cerambycidae. Gene Ontology annotation, cellular component: nucleus. The record is from RefSeq and is a predicted model, not a curated record.